AUGGAGAACAAAUUGAGCAAAUGGGAUUUCAAGAAUGGGAAUAUCAAAGAGAAAUCUUUGCUUUCAAUACGACCAGCUCUCAAAACAAUAAUGGAAAAUCUCAAAGAAGAAGAAGAAGAGGGGUCAAAGCCACUCAUUCAUCUUGGUCGUGGUGACCCUUCAUCAAUCCCUUGUUUUCGAACUUCUCCAGUAACUGAAGAUGCUAUUUUUAGUGCAGUUCGAUCUGCUAAGUUCAAUGGUUACCCCCCUGCUGUUGGCCUUCCUUCAACAAGAAGGUCGAUAGCGGAAUAUCUCUCUCAUGAUCUUCCUCACCAACUAUCACCAGAUGAUAUUUUCCUUACAGCUGGUGCUAAUCAAGCAAUUGAAGUUGUAACGGCAGUCCUUGCUCGCCCUGGUGCCAACAUAUUGCUUCCUAAACCAGGGUAUCCAUUUUACGAAGCUCGUGCUGCAUGUAGUAAUGUUGAGGUCCGCCAUUUUGACCUUCUCCCUGAAAAGAGCUGGGAGGUUGAUCUUGAAAGCGUAAAAGCCCUUGUUGAUGAUCACACCAUUGCCAUAGUUAUCAUUAAUCCUGGAAAUCCUUGCGGAAAUGUUUUUACAUCUGAACACUUGCAAGAGAUUGCGGAAACAGCAAAAAAGCUAGGAAUCCUAGUGAUUGCAGAUGAAGUCUAUAGCCACCUAUGUUUUGGUAGCAAGCCUUUUGUGCCAAUGGGAGUAUUUGGAUCGAUAACUCCGAUUUUAACUCUGGGAUCAAUAUCAAAAAGAUGGAUAAUUCCUGGUUGGCGACUUGGUUGGAUAGCAAUGGUUGAUCCUAGUGGUGUCCUUGAGAAGUCUGGGAAAAAGUGA
Lycium barbarum (goji berry) is the source of this 843-nucleotide messenger RNA. RefSeq names its product probable aminotransferase TAT2. The transcript has 4 exons. The coding region runs from base 1 to 843 and encodes 280 amino acids. The record is from RefSeq and is a predicted model, not a curated record. Gene Ontology annotation, molecular function: pyridoxal phosphate binding; transaminase activity. Lineage: Eukaryota; Viridiplantae; Streptophyta; Magnoliopsida; Solanales; Solanaceae. Gene Ontology annotation, biological process: biosynthetic process; amino acid metabolic process.